Messenger RNA from Salvelinus namaycush (lake trout), 975 nucleotides. RefSeq names its product kelch domain-containing protein 1-like. The transcript is spliced from 9 exons. The record is from RefSeq and is a predicted model, not a curated record. Gene Ontology annotation, molecular function: protein binding. The coding region runs from base 1 to 975 and encodes 324 amino acids. Lineage: Eukaryota; Metazoa; Chordata; Actinopteri; Salmoniformes; Salmonidae.
AUGGGUUGGAGCCCAUUCUGCUAUGUGCAAUAUCUGUCGGCGCAGCCUGCCACGGAUCUCUCUGCCAUCCCUGCGGAUUAUCAGGACCUCCGGGAGGUUUUCAACAAGGCCCGGACCACAUCUCUUCCUCCACAUCGACCCUACGACUGCGCUAUCGACCUUCUCCCGGGCACAGCACCGCCUCGAGGGCGGAUUUCUUCCCUGUCGGGUCUGGAGACCAAGAUGAUGGAAGGGUACAUUGAGGACUCUCUUGCUGCAGGGUUGUCCAUCUGCUUCCGUCCCGGAGAGGUCCCGCCCCCCAUGUCAGGCACCUGCAGCUGCUUUCUAAAUGGCCACAUGUACAUAUUCGGGGGAUAUGAUGACACGGGACAGACCAAUCAGCUUUACCGUGUCAACUUCCUGGAUGGGGACUACAGUUGGAAGAAAGUGAAAGCUGAGAGUGGCUCUCCUCCUUCACCCAGAGAUAAGCUGUGCUGUUGGGUUUUCAACAACAGGGUCACCUACUUUGGUGGAUAUGGUCACAAGACACUUGAUGACAUCAUGGAUGACAAAAGCUUCAUCGUGGACACGGCAUCAUUGGAGCAGAACGUUGGUUGGGGAUGGAACAAUGAAGUUCACGUUUUUGAGACAACACUAGCCAGCUGGAGGGAACCACAGAGCUCUGGUCGUGCUCCUGCCCCCAGAGCUGCCCAUGCAGGUGCAACACUUGGCCAUAAAGGGUAUGUCUACGGGGGCAGAGUACUGAGUGCCAACAUCCACUGUGCCAGGGGGAAGGUCGUGGCACAGCCUCACUGCAGUGAUGGAUGGGUUUUAGACGUUGACACAAAGACAUGGAGGGAGUUGGACCAUCCAAACAACAACAAACCAAGGUUGUGGCACACAGCAAGCCAAGCCAAGGACUCUGACGUGGUUGUGUUUGGAGGUAGUUGUGACUACGUCCUCCUAGGAGGAACGUAUGAGAAUUUGACGGUAUGA